Molecule: messenger RNA, 1536 nt
Organism: Alternaria burnsii
Lineage: Eukaryota; Fungi; Ascomycota; Dothideomycetes; Pleosporales; Pleosporaceae
Product: general substrate transporter
Exons: 2
Coding region: 1-1536 (511 amino acids)
Biological process (GO): transmembrane transport; carbohydrate transport
Cellular component (GO): membrane
Molecular function (GO): carbohydrate:proton symporter activity
Source: RefSeq, a predicted model, not a curated record
AUGGGACUCAGCGGCAAGACUCUCCAGACGGCGCAGCUUUUGCUCGUCGUUCUGCCAGCCUUUGUGCUGUUCGGAUACAACCAGUCUGGUGUUGGUGGUCUCCUGUCACUUCGUGAUUGGAACGACCACUUCCCGGAGAUCAACACUAUCGAUACCACCGGCGCGGAGAAGAGCAGCAAUUCGACCAAGCAAGGUGCUGUUGUUGCUACUUUCACCAUUGGUGCUCUCUUCGGCGCUCUGUCUUGCUCAUGGAUUGGCGACUUCCUCGGUCGACGAAAGCUCAUCUUCGGUGCCGCUUUGCUGACUCUGGUUGGUGAGAUCCUACAGUGCACCAGCUUCCAGCUCGCGCAAUUCGUCGUCGGUCGCUUCAUCCUAGGAUGGGGAGUUGGAGCUCUCAGUGCUACCGUUCCCGUUUGGCAGUCCGAGUGCUCGUCGUCUGCCAACCGUGGUAAGCACGUUGUCCUUGACGGCUGCUUCAUCUCUCUCGGCUACCUGCUCGAAGCAUGGAUCAACCUCGGUUUCUUCGAACAAGACAACUUGCCUCUCCAAUGGCGCAUUCCUCUCGCCAUUCCCACCGUCAUCUCCGUUAUCCCUAUGCUCGCCGUAUUCAGCAUCCCUGAAUCACCCCGCUGGCUAGUAGCCAAGGGCCGUGUAGAGGAAGCUCGCGUCAGUCUGUCGAGCUUCAAGGGCUUGGAGUUGCACGACCCCGAGAUCACCACUGAGAUUAGCGGUAUCGAACUCGCGCUUGAGGAGACUGGUCGCAGUGCAGCGAAGAUAAGCGACAUCUUCACCAUGGGCAAAGACAAGCUCUUCUACCGUUUUUCGCUCUGUAUCUUCCUCCAGUUUCUGCAGCAGAUGUGCGGUAGCAACCUCAUCUCGACCUAUUCGACUAUCAUCUUCCAACAAGGUCUCGGUCUUGACUCGGAAACCUCCCGCAUUCUGUCCGGUGGCGCCCUCACCUGGAAGUUCCUCUCCUGCUUCGUCGCCUUCUUCACAAUCGAUCGUUUCGGUCGACGCAAGCUCUUCAUGUUCAGCGGAGCGGGUAUGGCGUCUUGCAUGCUGGCUCUAGCCGUCGCAUCCAGCUUUCCCAAAUCGAACAAGUCUGCACAGAUCGCCAGUGCUCUCUUCGUGUUCCUGUUCAACUUCUUCAUCCCGAUUGGUUUCCUCGGAGCGAACUUCUUGUACUGCACUGAAGUCGCGCCCACAAGGCUUCGUGUGCCGAUGGCGGGUAUUUCCACUGCUAACCAUUGGCUCUGGAACUUCGUCGUCAACAUGGUAACACCUGUCGCCAUCGAAACCAUCGGCUGGCAAUACUACCUUGUCUUCCUUAUCAUCUCGGCUAUCAUCCUGCCCAUUGUUUGGUUCGGUUACCCCGAGACUAUGGGUCGCAGUCUGGAGGAGCUAGAGAUGAUGUUCACAGAAGGCAAGAACGUUCGCGACAUCGUCAAGAUGUCAAGGAAGCCUUUUACUAGUGGACUCAUGACCGACCAUGUACUCGAGAAGGUCGCUAAGGAUGAGGAGGAAUAUGCGCGCUGA